AUGUUUGUAGAGCCAUUUUUUGUUAUGAUACUUUCUGACUUCACAAUAAGAUUAUGUAAUUUGAGAAAUGAAAGGCAUAUUUCAUAAAAACUACAACCACUUACAAUUCUCAUUGGGAUGAUAAGUUUGGCUAGAUUUUUUACAGCAAUUCCAGAUCUGUUCUACACAGUUGAUAAAGUCACAUUCAUAAAUUAUGAAGGCUAAACUUUCUAUAAAAUGGACUUUGAGAACAGUUUACCCUAUCAGUUUGUUGAUUUGAUUUUGAUUUUAUACAGUCUUACACUAAUAUCAAUUACAGGUGUUUGGCUAAAUAAGCACAUGCUUCUUGGAAUAUGGAUAAUGAAAGUAGCUUAUUAGAUUGCAGUGACAUUCUUCGGAGUUUAGUAAUUCCUGCUUUAAGAUGGAAUAGAUUUCUUAAAUUUUGUGGUUCUUUACUAAUAUCUUAAUAUGCAGACUCUUUUAUGCGAUGUGGAAGAUAGUCGGGAGAAGCUAGACCGCUUCUUUAGUUAUAAUUUUUUGUUUUUUGACGAUGAUUGA
Stylonychia lemnae is the source of this 537-nucleotide messenger RNA. The record is from the annotation of a GenBank genome assembly. NCBI's taxonomy places the organism in Eukaryota, Ciliophora, Spirotrichea, Sporadotrichida, Oxytrichidae.